Molecule: messenger RNA, 1449 nt
Organism: Effrenium voratum
Lineage: Eukaryota; Dinophyceae; Suessiales; Symbiodiniaceae
Source: the annotation of a GenBank genome assembly
GCACACCGCAGGUGCCUGCCAGUGCUCCGGAAUUCGAAACGUUUUGCACUACCAUCAAUCACGGCGUUGAGAUGACCAUUUCAGAGCUGUCGAAAGUGCGCAGGCUUCAUUUUGAGGCCAGCACCAUGAUUGUGGCUCACACCAGACAGCAGGUUUCAGGGGACGGCGUUACAGAUGGUGUCAAGAAGAUGCCACAGGCGGAGAAGCAGGCUCGACUGGUGCAGCAGCAAGCCAAGCUUCAGGGGCUGUCCAUCACUGGUGAGUUGCAACCCAGCCAUGCGUUGAUUGACUUGGCAGCAUCCAUGCUUGAUAACAAUGCAGUGAUCUGGAUCGCUCCUUCUAAAUGUUCCAAGAGGGAAGCGGAGUUGCAGUUGACCGCCAAGGAGAAGCCGCAGAUUUUGUCAAUUGAACAGCAACUCCUGAAGGUGACGGCGCCGGAACUGCAGGUCAAGGUGGAUAACGCGACGGAGAUUCAGAUGCAGUGGUCUCUUCAGCGGAGGGGCAUUGCAUUAGAUCAGUGCGGCUUGGUCGAGUGGUCUGUUCAUCAGCACUGGGUGCAGUACCUUAUGGGGUUGCUUGUUAAGCCUUCUCCCGACGGUUACAAUCGCAUUCGCAUGGACCAGCUUCUGAAUGCAGACCGGGAGCUAUUCACCGUAAUGUCGGAGGAGCUGCAGCACAAGAAUGUGAUUACCAUGCACUUGCUGCCUUUACCGUUCCGAGCAUCCACAGGGGCAGCCUCGCUCAAGACCAGCCUGGAGUUUCCGUUGGGUUUGCCGGGCUUGAGUGGCGUUGACAAGCUCCGCACUGAGACAGCAAAUUUGGUAUAUGAUGCCUGCGCCCAGCUGGUGCAGGUUCGUGAAGUUUUGCGUGAGAACCUCAGCCUGAGCCCGGCGGAUUUGGCACUGAAGAGAUGCAAAGAGCUGGCUAAAUGGACUAUGCGUGCAGCUGCUCUGAAAGAGGAGGAGUUGGUCUUCAAGCAGGGCAUGCAGGAGCAUCUGCGGGUUUUAAUGUCCAAGAAGAGGUUGCUACUUUUCCAGGAAAUGUUGCAAGCAGUGCAAUACCCCGACAGUGAGCUUGUGGCAGAUAUUGCGGCGGGCUUCAAGCUGACUGGUUGGCAGCCGCAGACCGGAGUUUUCCCUUCGUGUGUCAAGCGCCCUCAGUUUGACGUUGAGACGCUCAAGAAGUUGUCCUCUGGGUUAAACAGGACGGUCUUGGGGCAAUUGCGGCGGGAAGAUGAUCAAGAUGAACUGGUCGUUGGCACUUGGGCGAAAACGCUGGAAGAAGUGUCUUUGGGCUACAUCUGGCAGGAUCACGAUUCGAAGCCGGACGAUGUCUUCCUUGCCAAGAGGAGUCUGGGAGUUGAGAUCUGUUUGGAUGGCUUUAAGGAUGGAGUGGUCACCAUCGGCCAUACCAACGAGAGGAUUCUUGGUGACAUCGCGGGCAGGCAAG